AAAAAUCAAGGCUGCCAUUGUAUACGCCAAGCAGUCGAAGAUAAGAUAACUCCUUUAGUUCAGAGUACGAAGUUCAAUGAGAUGUUCGUUAUGCCGAAACGUAAGCUUCGUGGACAACUUAUGAUAGAACAAGCAACCGGCCGGGCUAGUGUACCUGAACGUAGCCGUCCUGAUAUCCAUGACCGUCUUGCAGUGCGCAGACCAAGGAGUGAGGAAAUGACUGUUGAUCAAGAUUGGACCGCAGUUUGGCCAGCCGCAAGGUCGUUUGCUUCAUCAGUGGUACCGCUCCCAAUUCGAAUGGGAUCUCGUCCUGACCCUGAGAAAAGGGCGCCUUUUAAAAAGCAAGGUAAUCUUGAGUUAGUAAAGAUACCCAAUUUUCUUCAUCUUACUCCUGCUGCUAUUGAAAAACAUUGCAAUGCAAUCCGAAAAUUUUGCACGGAGUUUCCAGUGGAGCUAAUCAAGGACGAAAACUUAGCAGAUUCCGAAUUUCCUUUAAGGAUCAGCUAUAAUAGUUAUGUCCAUCAAGGGACUAACAUAAGGGAUAACCGCGCUCGUGUUAUCACCUUGCAGGUCAAACUCUCGGCGCUACAAUUAUCAGAUUUCUCCAGAGAUAAACUUAUCCGUCUUGCCUCCAGUCGAUACGAUGAAAAGACAGAUACACUUACUGUUAUUACUGAUAGGUGCCAUACACGCAAACAGAAUCUGGAUUAUGCGUUCUACUUGCUCACAGCAAUAUACCACGAAGCUAAUAAAGUAGAACCAUGGGAAUCACUGAAGCAACGUGAAGAUAAUCUUAAGGUUGAGUUCGAGGGUUCAGCGACUCAAGCGAAAUUAUUCUCUCUUCUGAAGCAAGUGGCCUCUCAUAACAAAUUUGUGGGUCAUACUUUCUUCUCGAUCAUGCUUAACGAGGUAUUCUUUGCAAAUUCGGUUUGGGAAAAAUGUUGUGCAACCUUUUACCAUUUAAGCCACUCUGCUGAAAGACAUCUGUUGUCAUGUAGGGUUCAAUUUCCAUCAUGA
Molecule: messenger RNA, 1017 nt
Organism: Angiostrongylus costaricensis
Lineage: Eukaryota; Metazoa; Nematoda; Chromadorea; Rhabditida; Metastrongylidae
Source: the annotation of a GenBank genome assembly